Magnusiomyces paraingens is the source of this 948-nucleotide messenger RNA. RefSeq lists its product as uncharacterized. Gene Ontology annotation, cellular component: nucleus. NCBI's taxonomy places the organism in Eukaryota, Fungi, Ascomycota, Dipodascomycetes, Dipodascales, Dipodascaceae. Gene Ontology annotation, biological process: regulation of transcription by RNA polymerase II. The record is from RefSeq and is a predicted model, not a curated record. Bases 1 to 948 code for a protein of 315 amino acids. Gene Ontology annotation, molecular function: transcription cis-regulatory region binding. The transcript has a single exon.
AUGCAAACCUGGACCUGCGAAUCCGUCACCAGAGUUCUUGAAACCCUUAGCUUACUGACUCCAACUAAUGCUUCUCCAGUUUUGUUAAUUUACUGUGGCUCUGCAUCCCAGUUCUUUGCGCUGCCUGAUGUGGUCGCGUGGCCAGCUGGAUUGUCUUCUUACCAUGACCAUCACUGUACCAAAACUUCUGAGUGUGAUUUAUGUGGAACGCAACAGGGCCCGCGCGUGGUACCUCCUAGUGGUGUUCGCAGUAAACGCCGGCGUCGGCGUCGUCGUUGUCAUCGUGGUCAUUGCCAGAUACUAGAAUCAACUUAUGAAGGGAAAAAAGAUUACAGACAAGAGGAUCGGGUGCAACAGAUUGUGGAGAGAUUUGCUGAAAAAGUCGAGAUUGUUUUUGCAGGAGCCAACGACAGUCCUAUAAUUUCAAGCAUUGUAAGUCGGAUUCUUGAUCGUGUUAAAAAUCCACAAUCAAACAGUACUCUCCCAGGAACAAUUGUAAUCUGGGGGUUAUUGUCAUGGAUGCAUGAUCAACAGGCUCCUGUUUUGGAUGGCACUGCUACUACGUUUGGUAAAAUUAAUGCAAUGGAUCGUAGGAUUGGUGCACAAAACUUGUGGACAGCUCAAACACUUGAAGCAACGCUCAGCGUGCUUUCCCAAGUUUCUGGCGAGUGUGAGUCUUUGUCAGAUCAUGACCAGCAUGACCAAUGUCGGUCACUGAUUCUUGCAGAACCCGCAGCAAAUGCAUCUUUCCUUACAGACCCGACCCACAAAACGCUCCCACUAAUCUGCACCUCUUUGGUACAGCAACAACAACAACAACAACAACAACAACAACAACAACAACAACAACAACAACAACAACAACAACAACAGCAACAGCAGAAUCCACAGAACACUGUUUCGGCCGCAAGCGUGCUUCGCGCAUGGUCCAGUGUAUUGUCUAUCUAA